AACGAUCAAAUUCUUGUUUGCAAGUCUGUAUCUGGCUGCAUAGGGAGCACAAUUGCUGGCAUGACCUUGCACAUAUACACAAAGCAACAAUAAAUAAAAGUUAGAGAGAGAGAAAGAGGAGCGAGAGUGAAGAAAAGAAGACCUACACACAGCACAAUUAUAGGAGAGACAGCUUCAUAGUACAAAACAAGAAAAAAACAACACCAUUUUCGUUACAUUCUUUCGUUUUCAUGGCUGCUCCACCGGCAAGGGCUCGUGCCGAUUACGAUUACCUCAUCAAGCUUCUCUUGAUCGGCGAUAGCGGUGUUGGAAAGAGUUGUCUUCUUUUGCGUUUUUCUGAUGGGUCUUUUACAACCAGUUUCAUCACUACUAUAGGCAUUGAUUUUAAGAUAAGAACCAUUGAGCUUGAUGGCAAAAGGAUCAAGCUCCAAAUCUGGGAUACUGCAGGGCAGGAGCGGUUUCGGACAAUUACAACCGCUUACUAUCGUGGUGCUAUGGGGAUAUUGCUUGUCUAUGAUGUUACAGAUGAAGCAUCGUUUAACAAUAUCAGGAAUUGGAUUCGCAACAUUGAGCAACAUGCUUCGGAUAAUGUUAACAAAAUACUGGUAGGGAACAAAGCAGACAUGGACGAAAGCAAAAGGGCUGUGCCAACGUCCAAAGGCCAAGCACUGGCUGAUGAAUAUGGAAUCAAAUUCUUUGAAACUAGUGCAAAGACAAAUCUAAAUGUGGAGGAAGUUUUCUUUUCCAUAGCAAGAGACAUAAAACAAAGGCUUGCUGACACUGACAACAAGGCCGAGCCGACAACAAUCAAAAUCAACCAAGACUCUGCAGCAGGAGCUGGACAGGCUGCACAAAAGUCAGCUUGUUGUGGUUGAAGAUAACAUUUUACAAGUUAGUUGGUGGUGGGAAGAUUAUUGAAGAAGAAAUUACUUGUAUGAUAAUCAUGAUGCUGACUUGUGGUUUUAACGAUUUCAUUGUGUCAUUAUUUAUUAAUUCUGUGCUUGAUAAGUAGUUUUGGACUUAUAUUGAAUCAAAAAACUGAAUGUGAUUGUGGUGAAUGAAUGUCUAACUAACUACAUACAUCUGUUUGGUUGGGAUUGGGACAUACCUGUUAUUUCACUGUAUAAACGUGCUUAUCUAUGGCGUGUAGUUGUGAGUUGAUAUACAUAUUUCGAAAUUGUCUUAUUUCAA
This is a messenger RNA of Vicia villosa (hairy vetch), 1191 nucleotides long. Its product is annotated as ras-related protein RABE1c-like. Gene Ontology annotation, molecular function: GTP binding; GTPase activity. Gene Ontology annotation, biological process: regulation of exocytosis; protein secretion. Gene Ontology annotation, cellular component: plasma membrane. NCBI's taxonomy places the organism in Eukaryota, Viridiplantae, Streptophyta, Magnoliopsida, Fabales, Fabaceae. The transcript is spliced from 9 exons. The record is from RefSeq and is a predicted model, not a curated record. Bases 231 to 875 code for a protein of 214 amino acids.